GUACACCUCAUGUACAAUGGUCCUCAUUUAGCUUUGAAUUAUUUUGUUGUGAUUAUACAUUUCCAUAAUAGGCACAAUAGACCAUUCAGAUACGGAGGCAUCAAAUUACAACCCAACCUAUAUGUAUUAGCUACUGCAGUUCUGUUCUGAUGCGGUUGUAAAGAAACAGUUUAAAGACAUAUUUUUGGUAAUGAAAAACAGUCUGUUUUGAGACUGCGGGCCUUUGCACCUGACGAACUAAAACGUGGAGGAAUGCGGUUAUCUAUCCGUUUAAGAAAAUCGAGAGUGCGACACUGACUGCGACUGCGCGAAUUUGCAGGAAGUGUUAAUAGUCGUUUUACCAGCUGAUAUAUUGUCAACAGUCUCAAGACGGGGACCUUUGAUCGUUUCAGAGAGCGCCGAUAUCGUCACUGAGAGAAGAAGAGGAGAGUUGGAGAAAGACUUCACGUCCCAGAGUCCCCUGUAGUCUGAGCUCCCAUCACUGGGAGGCUCCCGCCCUCCUCAUCUCUGUCACCAUGGCUACCAGAGGGAGUGGCCGGCCCAACUGCAUGCUGCCCCAGACAAAGAUAUGCCAGUUUAAACUGGUGUUGCUGGGAGACAUGGCUGUGGGCAAGUCCAGCCUGGUGCUGCGCUUCGUCAAGGGACAGUUUGAUGAGUUCCAGGAGACCACCAUUGGAGCUGCAUUCCUGGCCCAGUCUGUGUGUCUAGACGACACCACUGUGAAGUUUGAGAUCUGGGACACGGCGGGACAGGAGCGCUACCACAGUCUGGCUCCCAUGUACUACCGCGGGGCACAGGCUGCCAUCGUGGUCUUUGACAUCACCAAGCCGGAGACGUUUGAGCGAGCCAAAGCCUGGGUGAAGGAGCUACAGAGGCAGGCUAGCCCCAACAUUGUCAUCGCUUUGGCAGGGAACAAGGCGGACCUGGCUGAGAAGAGACUAGUGGAGUACGAGGAGGCCCAGACUUAUUGUGAAGACACUGGGCUUCUCUUCAUGGAGACCUCUGCCAAGACGGCCAUGAAUGUCAACGAUCUGUUCCUGGCCAUUGCCAAAAAGAUGCCAAAAACAGACACCCAGAACCCUACACACGCAGCACGACACAGAGGAGUGAACCUACAGGACCCUGAUGCCCACAACACCCGAUCCUGCUGUGGAGGAGGAGGAGGGAACUAGGACUGCUCCACUUCCACCCUGCCAUCCCUGCUCCCAACCUCUGGGGUCGGGCAAGGGGGCACCCUCUUCAAACCUCCACCCUCCCUCCCAUCUACCCUGUCAGCCACAGAGAGAUAGAGACAUAGGGAAAGAGUCGGAACAGGACGGUUGUCUUUUGCGAAGCCAGAUAGAUUUCUGACAGACAGAGGUCUGAUAAAGACUGACAGACAGGAAGAAAGAGUGAGUGUGACAAGACUAUAUUAUUUAGCACUAAUCGUGGAUGUUGUUUUGCCUUCUGUCUGUCUCGAUUCAUUUCAAUCAUGGUUCCAUUUCAUUAUGCAAUCGCUGCAGUGUCGGUUCUUGAGUGGCAGAGAGGGAAGAAAGGAGAGCUGGAGCGAGGGAGUCUUAAGGGAUGAGGGGGGAAAAGAGGGAAUGGGAUGCAGGUCACACUCCCCCAAAGUAUUCCCAUUACUGCUGUCCUGAAUGCCCCCUCAUCACCCCCUCUAGCAUGGGCCCCAGGCUGCCUGAACAACCUAAAUCCUGAAGCCUUGGCCUGAGCCAUUCCAGACACUUCCCGGUUGCCACAGAUAGAAUAACCCAUGUCAGAUGGCACAGUUUACCCACAACCGCAUGAGAGGGAGGGAAACACAGUUCACGGCCUCUUCUGAUGCCCUUAUUUCCUCUGGCCUCAUUUAUUUCCCCUAGGCUAUAUUAUUAUUAUUAAUACUCCUCAGAGCAGCGGUGUUGCGAGACAUCAUGGUGCCAAUGCCAGUCUGGUAUCAUCCAGGCCCCUCGUCCUCGAUCUCACCUCCACCCACAUAUGUACAGUAGAUAUACACUGAAGAACCCACAGUACAGAGUGAGUCUGCUCUAUGCCAUGUCUGAGUCUGGCCCUCGCUGGAGACCACCGCUGUUUCUAACAAUCAAUCCACUGUCUAGUGCAGCGUUUCACAAACUCCUUCCUGGGCCCCUCCUGGGUGCGUGUUUUGUUGCCCUAGCACUACACAGCCAGGGGGCCCAGGACCGAGCUUGGAAAACCCUGGUUACUGCAGUGAUAUCCAGGGCUGCAGUGUCUCCUGGUCAGGAGAAAAUCCUUGCCUCUCCUGAGUGAUAAUAUAUAGUAGGAUCUCAAAACGCUAGCCUGGUCUCAGAUCUGUUUGUGCGGUCAUUGCCAAGUCCCUAUGGUUGACAAUGAUCGCGGAGCUAGACAGAAAAAGCCGAUCUGGGACCAGGCUACAAACCCCUCUAGGGAUGAAGUCCUGUAGUUAGGAAACCAUUGUAUCUUGCCUGUCAUGUUGUGAAUGCAUGGGCCAUGAUAUACAUGCUAUGUUCUUCUGUUCCUCGUUUGUCCUGUGUCUUACUGCGUAAGAGUUGAUGUAAAUGAAAACAAUGUGAUAACGCUUUUAAUGACUGACUAACGAGCCGAUGCUGUUCAAAGCACUGGUUUGGAGACGGACAGCUGUGAAUACAGAGCUACCCACUCUGUUGAUGGACUCCAUUAACACAUAACCCCUAGACAUUCCAUAUAGGUCUGGAUGGAUGAGAGAAGGCAUGUUUGCUUCACCUUGUCGACUGAUCGACUGGGUGGAUUUAUGUUUGCCAUAUUGCUUCUAACACUCCAUUUGUUUCAGAUCUACAGGGAGGUAGGUAGGUGAUAGGGGGGUCGUUUUGGAAUUGCGCAUGUUUAGCUAAGAAUAAUAAGGGUGCUUACAAGGGGUUUGAAAAACAACAAAGUGCCUACUCUGUUUUAUUCCCCCUGUGUGCUUUGUGAGUUUGCUCUGGGGUGUGUUCAGUAGGUAGCAGUCCAAGUAAAGCACAUCCCUGUAACCAUUAGCUGCCUGCACGUUGUCUGUCAGUCUGCCCUUUGAACUCUUGUCAAAUACACCAUGUAUUCUCACCUAAUUGUAUUGAACCCGUUUUGUUUGUGUUUGAUUUUACUGACUAGAAUACCCAUGUCAUCCUGGAAUGAAUCGCUAACUAAGGACCCUAAUCGAUGUGAUGAGCUCUACUUAAUUUAAAAACUAGUUGUUUCAUGGGCUCAUCAUGAUUAACUGAUGAAUCCAUGAGUCACUCAUUCAUUAACUCCCUGAUCACAGGUUGUGUGUAAUAAUAAAGUUCACACAAUGUGGGGGAAAAACUGAACUCCCAUCAGCACCUCUGUAAAGCGUUGUUCAAUAAAGAUGUGCUAUUGCGCCAUGUGUGCAGUCAGUGACUGAA
Molecule: messenger RNA, 3368 nt
Organism: Oncorhynchus gorbuscha (pink salmon)
Lineage: Eukaryota; Metazoa; Chordata; Actinopteri; Salmoniformes; Salmonidae
Gene: rab5b
Product: RAB5B, member RAS oncogene family
Exons: 6
Coding region: 516-1172 (218 amino acids)
Molecular function (GO): GTP binding; GTPase activity
Source: RefSeq, a predicted model, not a curated record